AUGUUUUUACUUAAACCAACGUCAGCUUCACCAACAGCAGCAUCUACUCAUCAUCGUUUGUACGUAAAUCUUGUCGCUUCUGAAUGGAAAUAUGUAGCAGAAGGAGGUGCAAAUGUUUUAUUUCGUCAUCGACCGAAUGGAGAAGCUGCAUUUAGUCAAAUUGCAAACGAAUUCAAGGGAAAAUUAUUACGUAUAAAGAAACGUGAUGUGGUCCAAAACUCAAUUCGAACUGAAAAGGAGCAGCGAAAGAAAAAACAUCGAGCUAUUGUAGGUGAGAAACCAUAUGUACCACACUAUCCACACCCGAAAAAAGUGCUGGCUUAUGCUACAAAUGAGAUUAUGCCAUUUCUAAAGCAGCAAUUGAAUGGGAAUGUUGAGGAUCGUCACGUGACUUGUUAUAGUAGAGAGAAUACGUAUUUACAGGUCGCAGAACUUGCAGAUGUUGAAAUUGAGUUUUUAGAGGCAUUAAAUACCCAACUCUUGACACUUGAGUGUCGACCAGAUCAUCGAAGACAGAGUGAGAUUGAUGUCUCAUUGCAAUGUGUGAUGGUAUUACCGGAUGUGACAUUACCACCACCAGAUGAAGAUCGAAAUGCAUUUAACUUUUUUCAUUCGAAAAGGAUGUUACAAGAAGUAGAAGCUGCAGAUAGAGAAGAGAAGAAGGAAUUGAUCAUGCGCUUGGAACGAUGGGAGUUGAUUCCACAUGAGACAAAGAAAGAGGAGGAGGAUGAUGAUGGAGAAGAGGGAGAGAGUGGUAUGGGUGAGAUAAAAGCCAAUAGCAUAGCUGAUGUCGUUUGUAGCAGCACAAGUGUCAGUAGCACUUCAGACAAGGAAGACGACGAUGAGGAAGAAAGUAUACUGAAGGAGAAAGGGUUGAAUACGAUAUUGAAUCGGUCUGGUAGACUGCAUUGUGGAAAUAUGCCACAUACCCUCAUGACUGCACACACCUCUUCAUUUCAUGCUGAAAAUGUGUUUGACUGCUGUUUCCGCAAUAUUUGCGUGGAACUAAAGCCGAAGAUUGGAUUUAAACCAAAGGGGCCAUUGGUUAGCCCUACGAAGGCACGUGUGUGCCGAUUUUGCAUGCACCAACACUACAAGAAACGGACUGGUAAGGUGGAAGAAAUUAGUCAAUAUUGUCCGUUAGAUUUAUUCUCAAAGGACUCAGGUAGGAAGCGACGGGCUCUUCGAGCAUUGCAGCGAACACCUCAGAACAAUUUCAAGGUAUUCGUGCGCUCGGCAGAGGAUGAGGUGGUAAAUGUCAUUACGGGUCUCAAUGCUGACGCGUUGCCGAAGGGUGCGGCUCAGUCACGGUACUCUUAUUGUCGACGGAAGCGAAUGGGCUUGCGGCACUCUUGCCAGUCAAUGGGUGCUGAGCACGAGAGUGUGCUCGAUGAAAACGCAGAGCACGAGCGCGAUCAUGCGCAACUGAUGCCCGAAGUAGUUGAGCUGAUCACACAGGUUUUACAGGACCUUGCUAUUCUAGACGACUUGAAGCAGAUGCAAUUGCUAGACCACAUAUCAGUGGAUGGUGUGUGGCAUCUUCAAUUGCUGUUGAAGCGACUUGAUGAAGAGAAUAAGAAAGCAACGUCAUUGCAAUCAGAUACAACAGUGGGUCAAUUAGUAGCAGCAAUACGGCAGCACUCUACUUCCUCGAGUGACGAAGAUGUUGAUCAAGAAGAAAGUCUAGCACGUGGAUUGGCUUUUCUCCGUAUUGCGCUGAACCAUCUGCCCGAGUUAGAUGUGCUACAAGAAGUGAAGUCGUGGGAGACUAUGCGUCUCGAGCAAUUUCAUGAUUUGUACACGGAGCUCGAGAAACGAUUUCAGGUAGCCACGACGUUGAAAGAUUGUUCACUGCUUUUGUGCUUGCGCCGCUCGCCCGGUGACGAUGCAGCUCGAGGCGACGAUUGUCGAAACAAGACGUUGGAAACACCACGGCCUCGUUUCGAGCAUCUCGCAGAAUUUGAGCACCACGUGCGGUUUCGCGACCUAGCUUUUGAUUGUGUCGUGGCAAUCGUAGAUUUGGAUGUCAAAUCGCACAAGUCGGUGGAGGAUUACUACCGUCUGGAUGAGAAGAUAGCAACGAAUUUUCACCGCGAGUUUGGCGAUCGCGGUGUGGCACAGACUGUAUGCCACGAAGACUGA
Peronospora belbahrii is the source of this 2142-nucleotide messenger RNA. NCBI's taxonomy places the organism in Eukaryota, Oomycota, Peronosporomycetes, Peronosporales, Peronosporaceae. The record is from the annotation of a GenBank genome assembly.